AUGCUAACAAAGUCCAGGUUAUGGCACCAGUUGACAGACGUGUUGAAAGAGUUCUAUGGAAGCCCGUUGUCGGCGGAUUUGCGGUUGCGGGUGUUUACGCAGUUCGUGUCGUCUUUUCAGACCAAGAUUAACCAGUUGAGUCUGGUGUCGUUCGCAUUGGCCUCGGCCGCUCAAUGUGCUGAUAGUGGCGAAGCGUUGCAGUUUGUAUCGAAUAUUGUGGAUAAGGUCAACAGCCCCGAGUCGGUGGAUGCUUAUAUCUAUGCCCAGAUCGAGCUUGCUAGAGUCAAGUUGAGUCUCCAAGAUUUAGAAGGUGCCAAGACUUUGCUUGAUGAGGCUUCAAAGAGUCUUGAUAGCGUGAUUGCUAAUUCUAAUAUCAUUAAUGCUGCGUACUAUGCAGUCAGUUCGGAAUACUUCAAGCUCAAGGCCGAUUUCACCAGCUAUUAUAGAAACUCGCUGCUUUAUCUGGCCUGUAUCGAACUUAAAGAUCUCAGCCAGCUGCAACAACAACAGAGAGCUUAUGAUUUAGCAGUGGCUGCGCUGUUAGGAGACAAGAUUUAUAAUUUUGGAGAACUACUUCUUCACCCGAUUCUCGAGUCGCUUAAGAACACUGAGUAUAAAUGGCUGUGUGAUUUGCUGUUUGCAUUGAAUGCUGGAGAUAUUAAAUCAUUUGAGCAGUUGAGUGGUCAUUUGUCGAAACAGCCCUUGUUACAGAAUUCUCUGCCGUUUCUACGACAAAAGAUCUGUUUGACAGCGUUGACUGAGGCUGUGUUUCAAAGACCCACGUCGUCGCGUAUUCUGAGUUUUGAUACGAUUGCCAAAGAAACACAUCUCGUUCAUAACGAGGUCGAGCAUCUGAUUAUGAAGGCACUCAGUCUCGGGUUAUUGAAAGGAUUCAUUGACCAGGUCGCCGAAACCGUCAUUAUUACCUGGGUGCAACCGCGUGUCAUGAACCUCGCCCAAAUCGAGAGCAUGCGACAACGUCUUGUCAAAUGGGACAGCGAGGUCAAGAACCUCGGCGACUGGAUCCAGGACGCCGGCGCCGAUAUCUGGACUAAUUAA
Molecule: messenger RNA, 1059 nt
Organism: Sugiyamaella lignohabitans
Lineage: Eukaryota; Fungi; Ascomycota; Dipodascomycetes; Dipodascales; Trichomonascaceae
Gene: RPN9
Product: proteasome regulatory particle lid subunit RPN9
Exons: 1
Coding region: 1-1059 (352 amino acids)
Biological process (GO): ubiquitin-dependent protein catabolic process
Cellular component (GO): proteasome regulatory particle, lid subcomplex; nucleus; cytosol
Molecular function (GO): structural molecule activity
Source: RefSeq, a predicted model, not a curated record